This is a messenger RNA of Daphnia carinata, 1897 nucleotides long. RefSeq names its product RNA-binding protein Musashi homolog 2-like. The transcript has 15 exons. Bases 449 to 1882 code for a protein of 477 amino acids. Gene Ontology annotation, cellular component: cytoplasm. Gene Ontology annotation, molecular function: RNA binding. Lineage: Eukaryota; Metazoa; Arthropoda; Branchiopoda; Diplostraca; Daphniidae. The record is from RefSeq and is a predicted model, not a curated record.
UCGUUUGGAACAUUCUUUUCUCAUCCGUCCUUUUCCAGGUCACUAUUGUACCGCUAUUAUUGGAAGAAAAGACAACAUGUACCAAGUCUUUAUGAUAGUGUUUUCCUUAACACAAGCUUGACAUCCGGCGAAAGUUAUGCAUUCCAAAUCCGCUAGGUGUCGACGUCUUUUCCCGUUGGCCGCCACUAAUUCAAUAAUACUCAAAAGUGGCAGUGCGCCUUCUCUUCAAGCACGUGACAAUUCAAGAAAAUGCUUCCAAGGUGUGAAACAUCAACGUGUUUAUCUAGCUGACGCGGGUAUUGCAAGAUAUUUCAAUCUUCUGAUAAUUUCAGUCAUCGACCUCGUGUAACUUUGGACCGGGCAAGGUGCCGUGAAUAGGAAUUCAAUUACUUAACCGACGUGGCCAUACUUAACAUUUAUUUCAACACACAAAAAGAUAUCAAUCAAAAUGGACAACAUGGAUGCUCAUUCGCAAUCGCAACAUGGUGAUAAUACCACCGAAGUACCCAACGAUCCUGGGAAAAUGUUUAUCGGCGGCCUGAGCUGGCAGACGAGCGCCGAGGGUCUACGCGAAUACUUUAGCAAGUUUGGCGAUGUGACGGAAGUCAUGGUCAUGAAAGACCCAACAACUCGCCGAUCCAGGGGGUUCGGGUUCGUGACGUUCGCCGACGCCGCGUCAGUGGACAAAGUGCUGGCUUCAGCCCCUCACGAGCUCGAUGGCAAGAAGAUCGACCCCAAAGUUGCAUUCCCUCGCCGAGCUCACCCCAAGAUGGUCACCAGGACGAAGAAGAUCUUUGUUGGCGGAUUAUCGGCUCCAUCGACGGUCGACGAUGUCAAAGGCUACUUUGAACAAUUUGGACGGGUCGAAGACGCCAUGUUGAUGUUCGACAAGCAAACCAACCGACACAGGGGUUUCGCCUUCGUGACGUUCGAGAGCGAGGACGUGGUGGAUAAAGUCUGCGAGAUUCACUUCCACGAGAUCAACAACAAGAUGGUGGAGUGCAAGAAGGCGCAGCCCAAGGAGGUGAUGCUACCGGUGAACGCGGCACGCGGCAGAGCCGCCACCCUGCGAGCCGGCUACGAUUUGGUCUGGUCCUUGGGCGCGCUACAAGAAGGACUUCCAGCUGCCUACGCUGCCGCCUACGCCGGACGUGGCUACCCGGGCUACGCCAGUUUUGGACUGCCUUAUCCAGCAGGUUAUCCAAGUUAUGGAUAUUUUCCGGCCGCUGCGGCCGGAGCGGGCGGUCCGGCUAAUGGUAUCGCCGGUGGCGGAGGCGGUGGUGGUGGAGGCGGCGGUGGCGGCAGUGGCGGAGGCAACGCGCACGCUGCCGGCCUGAGCGAAGUGUCUCAGCAUCGAAACGGUCCGGCCAGUGCGGGCCAGCCGACGGCAGCCGGCGGAGCGACGUAUUACGAUUACUCUGGCGGUCACGGCCACCACAAUGGCGUCGCUGCCGGCCCGGCCGCCUUCCAUCCGCGCGGCCACCACCUCGACCACCAACACAAUCCUCAUCAGGCCGGUAACAUGGCCAAUUCGCCUUUGCUACGCGAUGCCUACACGGCCCGCUCAGCGAUGAUUAGCAGUUAUCCGCAGAGUUACGUGCCGCAAUCGCAAGUCGGCGGCCGUUCGUUUCCGCCUUCUUUGGCCGCUGGACUCGGCCACGGACACGGCGGUCAUCACAACCCGAACGCGUCGCCCGGACCGGCCGGCGACGUCGGCCUCUACGACGGAUCGUUGCCCGGCUACACGGCGGCCGCCGUGGCCGCCGCCGCCGCCGUUUCUGCCGCCGCUGGAUCGCAUCAGACGGCCAUGGCUAGGUUGUUGUCACAUUCGUUCUCGCAGGGUACGCUGAUUCCGACCCACUACACCAACGGCUACCACUAAACACAUUUUUGCCGA